Diaporthe amygdali is the source of this 1110-nucleotide messenger RNA. RefSeq names its product 3-carboxy-cis-mucoante lactonizing enzyme. The record is from RefSeq and is a predicted model, not a curated record. The transcript has 4 exons. Gene Ontology annotation, molecular function: 6-phosphogluconolactonase activity; protein binding. The coding region runs from base 1 to 1110 and encodes 369 amino acids. NCBI's taxonomy places the organism in Eukaryota, Fungi, Ascomycota, Sordariomycetes, Diaporthales, Diaporthaceae.
AUGUUGUCUUCCUCCCUUGCACCUGUGGUGUUUGCCGCAGCUGUUCAGGCGACCACGCACCAUAUUAUCGUCGGUUCGGCCCAGGUAGAUACACUAUUCACUCUCGAGUAUGAUGAUAGUACAAGCGACUUCUCACUACUCGCAAACAUCAGUGUGCCAAGUGCUCAUCAAUGGCUCACAUUCAGUCACGACAAGAAAAACUUGUACGGCACUGGCGAUGCAUCUACCAUGCAAAUAGUCAGCUACACUGUCGAAAACGCCACAAGCUUAAUUUAUAACACCACGAAUAUGAUAGGGACAUGCGCCACGACAACUGUCCAUGCGGAGGCCCUUCAAGUCGAGCCAUACGGUGUCUACGGAGUUUCUUACGGCAGCGGCUCAAACUGUGGUGGCGUGGCCGAGGUAGAUGAGCGCGGGGUUAUCAUUGCGUCCAUCCAGAACUACACCUACGCGAGCGCAUCGUCCCUCCACGGCAACGGGUUCCAUCCUUCUGGUGAUUACCUGUACACCGCCGACAUGGGCACCAAGGCCGUGUGGACUCACAAGGUCGACCGCACCACUGGCGCGGUAUCAUUUGUAUCCCAGGGUAACUACACAGGCGGCUCGCCGAGGCACGUCGUCGCACACCCGUCUGGCAAGUAUGCGUACGCCAUGACUGAGUCCUCGAGCGAGGUUGUACUGUAUAACAUCGACAACUCCACCGGUGCAGCCUCUUUCUCGGGGACUGCUUACGGCAUUGUUCCAGCGAAUUCGAGCGGCACGCACCGCGGCGAGACAGCCCGUGUUUCCAAAUCGGGUACGUUGCUGUACGCCACCACUCGCGCCAACAGUUCCGACCCGGCCGCCAUCGACGGCUUCGUAUCGGGCUUCACUUUGGACACUGAAGGCAACAUCCUGAGCCAGGACUUUAUCGAGGCGACCACGACGGGCGGUGGCACCUCCAACAUGGUUGUUCCGGCCAUCUGGGACGACAAUCUGUUCGUCAUUAUCGACGCUAUUGACGGCAAUGUGGAGAUGUGGCAACGGGCCGACGAUGGGGCAAGCGCGGCCAAGAUUGCAAGCGUGCCACUUGGAGUCGAACAUCUGAUGAGCGGACUUUGGUAUGAUUAA